Impatiens glandulifera is the source of this 1005-nucleotide messenger RNA. RefSeq lists its product as uncharacterized. Lineage: Eukaryota; Viridiplantae; Streptophyta; Magnoliopsida; Ericales; Balsaminaceae. The transcript has 3 exons. Bases 1 to 1005 code for a protein of 334 amino acids. The record is from RefSeq and is a predicted model, not a curated record.
AUGGCCAAUUCUACAGAUGGAUGUGAAAUCAGUAUUUCUAAAUGGAGUGUUGAAGGAGGAGGUGCACGUCGAGCAACCACUUGGGCUCCUCGUGCUUGGAAUGAGAGAAUUUACGAGUAUUUCAAGAAAAAUGGGUACCAACAAUGUCCGUACGAGCAUGCCUUGUACACAAAGAAAUCAGAAAAUGAUAUGAUGGUAGUCGCUCUCUAUGUCGACGACCUCAUAUUCACCGGAAGCAACACAAAACUGAUUGAGGAGUUCAAGGAGGUAAUAAAGAAGGAGUUCGAGAUGACGGACUUAGGUUUGAUGAAAUAUUUUCUUGGCCUAGAAGUGAAGCAGUCAGAGGAAGGGAUUUUUAUAUCCCAAGAGAGGUAUGCGCUUGAUAUUUUAAAGAAGUUUAAAAUGGAGGACUGCAACCCAAUUUCAAUUCCAAUGGAACCAGGCACUAAACUCUCAAAGUUUGAUGGAGGAGAACGGGCUGAUGCUGGGAGAUACCGAAGCUUAGUCGGAAGUCUAAGGUAUCUUACAAGCACGAGACCCGACCUAAUGUUGAGUGUUGGGAUAACAAGCAGAUUCAUGGAGGAUCCAAGCUAUACACAUUGGAAGGCCUUGAAGAGAAUUCUGAGAUAUGUUCGAGGAACUCUUUCACUUGGUAUUUUCUAUUCAAAAUCAGAUAACUACCGAUUAGUGGAUUACUCUGAUAGUGAUUGGUGUGGUGAUGUUGAUGACCGGAAAAGUACUUCGGGUUAUGUAUUCCUACUCGGAAAUUCAGCUUUUACUUGGUUGUCAAAGAAGCAGCUUGUUGUAACUCUGUCGACCUGCGAGGCAGAGUAUUUGGGAUUGAUCCGGGAUGAAGGGACUGUGAUUCGAGUUGAUAACAAGUCGGCGAUCGAAUUGGAAAAGAAUCCAGUUAAUCACGGAAGGAGCAAGCACAUUGAUGUACGAUUUCAGUUCAUUAGAGAACAAGUCAAAGAAGGAAAGGUUGAGCUGCAUGUUGAAAGUUGA